Closterium sp. NIES-65 is the source of this 2400-nucleotide messenger RNA. The record is from the annotation of a GenBank genome assembly. NCBI's taxonomy places the organism in Eukaryota, Viridiplantae, Streptophyta, Zygnematophyceae, Desmidiales, Closteriaceae.
AUGGCGCUCAAGUUCUUGAACAAGAAGGGGUGGCACACGGGGAGUCUGCGCAACGUGGAGAAGGUGUGGAAGGCGGAGCAGCGGGAGGCGGACGAGCGCAAGAAGGUGGACGAGCUGCGCAAGCAGAUCGCGGAAGAGCGCGAGGCGGAGGAGUUCCAGCGCCUGCGCGAGCAGGCGGGGCUCGUCCCGCUUCAACAGCGGGUGGACUUUCUGUAUGAGUCAGGGCUGUCGACCGGCAAGGGCAUGGAGGGAGGGGGCAUGGGCGGCAUGGGAGGGGCGUCGACGGACGAGCUCAUGUCGCAGAAGGUGGACUUCUCCGCUUCCGCGCACACAGGCGUCCCCCCGCCCAUCUCCAAGGCGUCCACUGUCCCCGGCUCUCUGUUCGAAGCGGAUGGGGAGCAGGGCGAGGGGCCGCCAGUGGUGAGUGCAAACGAGAUGUGGCGGCGGUUGCACUCGGACCCUCUCGUGCUCAUCCGCCAGCGUGAGCAGGAGGCGUUGACUCACAUCAAGAACAACCCCGUUAAGAUGCAGAUGAUCCGCGCUCAGGCUGAGGCGGUUAAGGGCAAGACACAAAGCAAGAAGGAGAGGAAGAGGGAGAAGAAGGAGAGGAAGCGGAAACGCAAGGAGGAGCGGCGGGCGAGGAGGGAGAGGAAGAAGCGGAGGAAGCAGAGCGAGAGCGAGAGUGAGAGCAGCAGCAGUGGCAGCGACAGCGAUGGCAGUGGGAGCGAGGAGAGGGGGGAGGAAAGGCGUGGUGGGGGCAGAGGGGGAGGGGAAGGGAAAAGGGAGGGAGGGACAGGGCAGGGUGGGAUGGGGCAGGGCGGGAUGGGGCAGGGCGGGAUGGAGAAGCGUGGCAGAGGGAACGAGCUGGAUGUGGGUAGUAGAGGGGAUGAUGCAGGUGAGGGGGGGAGGAGGCAUGGUUGGGAAGGUGAGAGAGGGAGCAGGGAGGCUGGUGGCAGGGAGGGAAGGUUUGAAGGGAGUGUGGGGAGGAGUGAUGGGGGUGGCAGGGAGGGGAGGCGUGGCAGGGAUUAUGAGGAGGGGAGGAUGGAGCGUGCGAGAGGGGUGGGUGGAGAAGGGGAAAGGCGAGUGAGGGAGGAGCUGAGGGCUGGUGGCGGUGGGAGGAGGGAUGGGGAGGAGAGGAGUGAGAGGGGAGGGAGAGGUGAGAGGGAAGGGAGAGGUGAGAGGGAUGGGAGAGGUGAGAGGGAUGGGAGAGGUGAGAGGGAGAGGGAUGCUCAGGGUAGGAGUGAGAAAGAGAGGUAUGUGAGGGAGAGGAGCGAGAGGGCAGGAGGGGAUGAGAGGGAGAGGUAUGGCAGGGAGAGGAGUGAGAGGGGAGGUGGGGACGAGAGAGAGAGGUAUGGCAGGAGGGGGAAGGAUAAGGAUGUGAUUGAGCCAGUGGGAAGAGGGGGGCGAUGGGAAGAGCAAGGGAGAAGAGUGAAGGCGGGACGAGAAGCAGCACUUGCACAGGAGAUAGAGGAAGGGAAAACGAGGUAUGUUGAGGGAGGGAGAGAUGGGAGGGAGGGAGGAAGGAGAGGUGAGGCAGCAGAGGUGGUGAGAGGCGCGAGGCAGAGGCAUGACAGCCCUUCAGGGAGUGAGGGGGAGAGUGAUGGUGCGGGUGAGCGUGGGGGUGCGGGUGGCAGGGGUGGCAGUGGCAGGAGUGCAGCGCACACAGCACAGGAGGGUGGGGAGAGGAGUGGAGAUCUGGUGGCGAGGACAGGAGGCACGCGGCAGAGGCAUGACAGCCCUUUGGGAGGCACAAGGCAGAGGCAUGACAGCCCUUUGGGAGGCACAAGGCAGAGGCACGACAGCCCUUUGGGAGGCACAAGGCAGAGGCAUGACAGCCUGUCAGAUGGCAGCGAUGGGGAGGGGCGCAGAGCAGCGCCUCUCUACGGCCUCUCCUUCCACCGCAUGGCCCCCUCCCCUCCUCGCACCGCCCCACCUGCACCCCUUGCCCGUGCACCGUCACCCGCUGCUGCUGCUGCUGCCCCCCUGGAGUCUGGUGUUGUGGCAGGCGCAGGCAGGAGAGAGGAGGGCCUUGGCAGUGGCAGCCAGAAUAGGCCGGGGGGUGGGUGGCAGGGGCGGCAGAAAAUGACGGAGGAGGAGAGGCGGCGGCGGCUGGCGGAGAUGGAGGAGAAUGCGGAGGCGGUGGAGGGGGAGAGGCGGGAGCGCAUCCAGUGGGCGGCGCAGCGAGAUGCGCGCGAGGAGCAGAAGAGUGAUGCUGCUGCCCCCCGUGGGACCUUCCUCCGGGAGGCGCAGAAGGAGGUGUAUGGGGCGGGCAGUGGGGCGGCAGGGGAUGCGGCGCUGCAGGCAGCAGCAGGCACGGGCAUGUCCAUAGAGAGCAGCAUUCGCCGCCGCUCACACUUCCUGGAGAAGGGGAGGGGCGAUUCAAGUGCCUUCAGAAGAUGA